AACAGAAAAUAACAAACAAAGCGCAGAGAAGCUUGCCGGACGGGAAAUCUCCGCUGCUCGCGCCAGAGUUGACAGCUGUGCGAUUUAUCAGAGAGCUUAUCGAGCACUUUACAAGGCGUGUGUGCGCACCUGGGUGUGCACCUGUGGUUGUGUGUAUUUACACAAACAAGAAUGAAAACGCGCUAAUUUAAAGUGCACUCGAAGCGGACAAUUUGACUAAAGUUUCUUUUGUUAAUACCAGCACCUUACGUAAUGCUCUCAGGCACUCAACUGGGCCGUCUGGCAGCAGGCCGUCUUUUGCCGGGACUUGUGGCUAGACAUGCCCACACGGAGCGCAAGGUGCGGGUCAAAGAUGCCGGCGACCUGCACAUUGUCGAAUCCGGCAGUGGAUCACGCAGUUUGCUGCUGAUGCCCGGAGCUCUGGGCUCCGCCUGGACGGACUUCAAGCCACAAAUAGAGCAGUUGCCCAAGCUGCUGCCGGAUCACACAAUAAUCGCCUGGGAUCCGCCUGGCUAUGGCAAAUCGGUGCCACCGCAGCGCAAGUUCGGGCUGGAAUUCUUCCGAGAGGAUGCAGAGGCUGCCGUUAAUCUGAUGCGUGCCUUGAACAGGCCCCGGUUUUCGGUGCUGGGCUGGAGCGAUGGCGGCAUAACAGCCCUAAUACUCGCCGGACGUCAUGCAGAUGCCGUGGAAAAGCUGGCCAUUUGGGGUGCCGGCGCCUAUUUGAAUGCAGAUGAGGUGAAGGCGCUAAAAGCGAUCCGGGACGUGGCCAAGUGGUCACCACGCAUGCGUGAACCUAUGGAGCAGGUGUAUGGCGCCGAGCGCUUUGCCCAGCUGUGGGCAGAGUGGGUGGACGCCGCCUGCGCUUUCUAUGCGCUGCGCGAUGGCGACUUCUGCCGCACGGAAGUGGGCCAAGUGAAGGCGCCAACAUUUAUACUGCACGGCAAAAAGGAUCCCAUGAUUGCGGCCGAGCACGUGCCCUGGCUAAAGCAGCGAUUGCCACUGGCACGCUACCACGAGUUUCCCGACGGCAAGCAUAACAUCCAUUUGCGCUAUGCGGCGGAGUUCAACCAGCUCGUGGCCGAAUUCUUCGAAGGAAAAUAAAGCACGAAGGGAUUUGCUUAUGGAAAA
Drosophila virilis is the source of this 1128-nucleotide messenger RNA. RefSeq names its product valacyclovir hydrolase. NCBI's taxonomy places the organism in Eukaryota, Metazoa, Arthropoda, Insecta, Diptera, Drosophilidae. Gene Ontology annotation, molecular function: serine hydrolase activity. The record is from RefSeq and is a predicted model, not a curated record.